GACUGUCGGCACAGUACCAAAUGCAUUGGUUAGUGAUAAUGAGGAAGCUAGUGAAGUCGUUAUGUCUCAAGCUGAAGGAGAAUCAUCACACGAGACAUUUACAGCUUCGAUUACUGCUGACAAUUUUUCAAAGAAAAGUAAGAAAAAAAAACUAAAUAAGGGAAAUGAACCAAAAUCUAUAAACGAAGAUGACGAAGAGUUAUUUAAAGAAGCUAUGUCCGUGUUAAGAGCUCCGAGUGAUGAAUUUGAUGUUUUUGGAAAUUACGUUGCUGUGGAGUUACAACAACUCCGUUCUGAAGAAAGAAGAAGACGAUUGAAGCGCAUAAUACAGAGAGCUAUCAUUGAUAUGGGAGAAGAGGAUUUUAUUUUAUUUUAA
Metopolophium dirhodum (rose-grain aphid) is the source of this 376-nucleotide messenger RNA. RefSeq lists its product as uncharacterized. The record is from RefSeq and is a predicted model, not a curated record. The coding region runs from base 62 to 376 and encodes 104 amino acids. The transcript has 2 exons. Lineage: Eukaryota; Metazoa; Arthropoda; Insecta; Hemiptera; Aphididae.